AUGUCGGCCGGUUCUUCCGGUGGCGGUGGGUUUGGUGGAGCUGCAGCAGGGAUGCUAAAAUCACCCCACACCGCCCUCCAGCUGCUGCUGGAGGAAAUCAACUUCCAGCGGACGAAGGAAAUGCGCCAGCAGCAGAAAGAUGAUGGUGGGUUUGUCGUGCUCCAAGGAACCACCUACUGGACGGACCUCUUCGUGCGGCACUUCCUGUUCCAAUCCGAGCCGGAACACAGCAUCGACUGCGAUGAUUUGCUAUUUUUCGUGCGCAAAAAACACAUCAAAAGCUCGUCCCGUUCCAUGCCCCGCUACGAGACAGAAAUCGAAGUGUUCCGGAAGGACUCACGCAAACUCCCAAUCGGUGACCCGGACGUCGACUGGGAGGAAACGGUCUACCUAAACCUGGUGAUCCAUCAGUUUAACUACACGCUAACGCUUGCCAUUUGCACGCGUACCUCACCCAAAGAGCUGCAGGUGUUGCGUCGCCACUCGCAGAAGGUUUACGCCUCGCCAAGUCGCCGGAAAAUGGACACUAAGGGCGAUAGUGAGGAGAUAACGUACCCGCACAUCUGCUUCAUGGUGGACAACUUCGAUGAGGUGUUCCACGACAUCCUGGUGCGUGACGGAGAGAUGGUGUGCGUUGAGUUAGUUGCGACGGAUCGGGAUGGUAGUGUGCAGGGGGUAAUUUUCCUCGGUUCGAUCCGGUAUGACGCACUCAAGAGGGUGUAUGACGCACGGCAAUCCAGCCUCGGCUCGAAAGUGGCCCAACGGAUGUCCUUUGGGUUGUUCAGUUCCGGUGGACCUCAGACACGCUGCGAGUUCGUUCGCAUGAAGGGCCCUCAGGGCAAAGGACACGCGGAGAUGGCCGUCACGAAACCGAAAGGAUCCGGAGUCGAAACACCAACCAGCGAACCAGGGUUCUGUGCCACCGAUAUGUGGGAUUCAGAGUGGGAGGAAGACUGCGAGGAGUACUACAAUUACCGGCACCAGCGGCGACUUAGUGAUCCUAGCGCGAACUUGAACAACUUCAGCCGGUACGGUUGGCGCACGAAGAACGCCGGUGAUCCUGGUUCGUCCUACGGUGGUUCGAAGGCGCGCUCAGAAAAUGAAGGACUCGAUUGUCUCGCCAACGAGGUGUCUGAGAUUGAGGCAGGCGAUUUGCGUGACGAUCGUCCUGCUUCCCCGUCCGCCAGCAACGUUUCGCACACGAACCGUCGAUCGCCGGUGAAACUGCCGCCACCACCGCUCUUGCCCGAUAACGCCACCCCCGGUCGGUGUGCCUUUCAGCAAGCACCUACCUCGAAGGCCAUCAAGGACGAGGGCAUGGAUCCAUUAGAUCGGCCCACAACAACGACGCCACCGGCACCAAGGACAUCCGGGGGUUGCUGCAGUUGCUUCGGAAGGCGCAACUGCAGGUCCACGGAUGCGGACUCCGUGCAGAUGUCGGAGGUUUACGCGCCCUGCCCGACGUGUGGAAGUGGUGGUGGUGGAGACGACGCUCCUGAGGAUCGCGACGAACCGGAACAGGGAAAACCAGACCCGGAAAGACGACGCCGACGGCAACAGCAGCUAGAAUCGCUCGAAUUGCACGACUCCCCGGCUUGCCUGGCGAUGGUGUCGAAAGGACGAUCACCGCUCAUGAAGCACCGAAACGUGCUGAUCGUGGAGAGUGAGCUCGAGUUUGCUGGAGGUGCGAAAGUGCGCACAACGAGCCCAUCAACUACCGGAAAAGGCGCGGCGAAGAAGAAACCGACCACCGGAGAUCUCCCAACCGUGGUAAAACGACGAGAGAACGGAUCGAAAGCGACACAAAGCCCCAAAAAGCGGCUCAGCACGCCGGUGUUCCGUGUUACGAAGCGUGGUGGUGGAUCGGACGGGGACACUACGACCAAUCAGGCUGGUGGUAAAUCAAACUCCAAGACUAAGGCAAGCAACGCCAUUAAUAACAACAACGCGGGUUGUAGACGAUCAGCUCCACCGCUGGCGGCCGCGGAAGCCACCGAAGCGGCUGAGGAGUACGAAAUUGCGGAUGAUGCCGUGUCCUUGAAUGGGGGAAAUUUGACGGGGGUUGGAAACACCCCAGUGGCCACCGCAACCGUGGCUGCACUGAUCGAUCCAAAGCAAAGGAUACGCGUGAACGGACGCGAAGAGUUUCCGGCGGAACGUAAUGAUGGUUCGACCGCGAAUGGGAACGGGAAUCAUCAGCCAGCCGGAGGGAAACAGCACACAAACGUGGUUGUGGCGGCGCCUAAUAUUAAGGAGCACCGGGAGAGACGAACCUCGAACGGUCGAACGGGUGGUGGACCGUCCAUGGUUGGUAGUAGCCGGUUCUCGCUGAUGUACCGUCGCAGUAAGUCUUCGUCGGCUGCGACAACACCUGCGACGGUUGCUGGCACUCGAAAGGACGAAAAGAAAUCCUCCAAAAGCGCUCCAACGGGGGAGGCACGCAAGCGGAACGAAGUUGUCCGCAAGGAGGAUCCUGUUGUCGUGUCAUCCGACCCAGAAUGCCAAGGAUCAGUUCCUGUAGCUACCCCAAAAGACGAUCCACCCGUCGUAGUGCCGGUGGAUCGCGAUAUAAAUGGAAAUCCCGACGAAGGAACCACAGGAAAAGCCAAUGGUGACAAGGAAACGACCACGCAGGAAGAGGACGAAGGGGAAGAACUCAGCAAUCGGGCGAUCUGGGCGGCACUGAAGGAACUGCGGGCCAAGAAGGAAUGUUCCACGCUACCGAAGGUGAAAAAGCUCAGCUACAACAAUGGGUACGCGCGUCCGACGAUUCUGGGAAACGGGCUGGAUGGUCCUGGAGUGGCAUCAGGAGUACCAACGGCGCCGGGGGUGACGGGGGCAACAGCGGCCACUAUCGAAACGAUCCCAUGUCGACGGACACCGGAUGGAACGAACAUCUACUAUCUGUGCGAUUAUCACCCAAGGCGGCACCAUCAGACGGAGAAAGAGCUCGACGAUGGUGCAUACAAUCCACUUUGGACGACAAAAGGCUUCACGCAGACGUUUCACUUCUGGAAGGAGAAUCGACGCCAGCAGUCGACGCCUCUGAACGCCUUUCUCACCUACGUCACGCUGCCGUGGUGGAGCAUAGCGAAGGACCUUCUAGACCACCGGGAGCAACCGAUACUGACGUUUUAAAGACGGUACAUGGUUCGAGAAUUUGUCCUACACCUCAUACACGAAACCACAGGCCACUCACGGACGCGAUAAGGACGUCGAAUGAGUUGAGACUCGGGCGAGAUGUGCUUCUGCUUUCCACUGCCUAACGCCAGUUUAGUUCCUCGAUCGUGUUCGUGGAGUUUUUUUGUGUGAGCUCGAAGGCAUCAACGCGCUCUAGUCAAUCCGGGAACCUCCGGGAAGAACCUGUGAGCCGGUUUCGAGUAAUCAAACAUUCCACCGCGUGGUUGCUGUACAUUUGUUUGUGAUAAUUAUGCAUCUCCGUUCUGGCGCGAGUUCGGGAAAAACGACCAUCAACGAAUCUCUCAGCAAGGCGUGAAACCAUUCCUAGCGGCAGGUUUAGAGGCUUGAAAGUGGAGACAAUUUUAAACGCUUUUACCAUAACUCAUUUAAUCACCUUUCGUUCGCUUCAUAAUGGUUCUGGUUAGUUUUUGCGCACGUGCGCUCAUUUGAAAUCCUGCUGUACUGGAAUUGAUUCCUAUUUUUUAUGCGGAAGCUGGCUAGGGCUUAAACCUUAAAAUCUCCCCCUUUUUCGAGGCUAGUUUUCUACAGUCAAACGAGAGACGAACGAAACGAAAAACAAAGGAAUAAUGUAUUGUACACGUGGUCGGCGGGGAGAAUGGUAAACAUAAAUAUAUAGGCAA
Anopheles nili is the source of this 3821-nucleotide messenger RNA. RefSeq lists its product as uncharacterized. The transcript is spliced from 7 exons. Lineage: Eukaryota; Metazoa; Arthropoda; Insecta; Diptera; Culicidae. Bases 1 to 3138 code for a protein of 1045 amino acids. The record is from RefSeq and is a predicted model, not a curated record.